CAGAGGUCUGGGGUUAGAUCAGGUGGCUCUGAUACCUGCAGCUAACUGGCUUCUUCUUCCCCAGGGACAAGGAUGGCCAGACUGCCCGUGGCCAUGAGCGCUCCUCAGUACUCCUGGGGCUGAGGCUGGGCUGGCUGCCAUGGGGCUGGGUGGGCCCUGGGCCUGGCUGCUGGGCCUGCCCACGGCCAUGGUCUAUGGCUCCCUGGCCCUCUUCAUCUCUGUCCUGCACAACGUGUUCCUGCUUUACUACGUGGACACCUUUGUCUCAGUGUACAAGAUCAACAAAGCUGACUUCUGGGUCGGAGAGACGGUGUUUCUCCUCUGGAACAGCCUCAAUGACCCCCUGUUCGGCUGGCUGAGUGACCGUCAGUUCCUCAGCUCCCAGCCCCGGUCAGGCGCCAGGCUCUCCUCGAGGGCCGUGGUGCUGGCACGGGUGCGGGCACUGGGCUGGCAUGGGCCGCUGCUGGCGCUGUCGUUCCUGGCGUUCUGGGUGCCCUGGGCCCCAGCUGGCCUGCAGUUCUUGCUGUGCCUGUGCCUCUAUGACGGCUUCCUGACGCUCGUGGACCUGCACCAUCAUGCCUUGCUGGCCGACCUGGCCCUCUCAGCCCACGGCCGCACCCACCUCAACUUCUGCUGCUCCCUCUUCAGUGCGGCCGGCUCCCUGUCUGUCUUUGCCUCCUACGCCUUCUGGAACAAAGAAGACUUCUCUUCCUUCCGCGCCUUCUGCCUGGCACUGGCCACUGGCUCUGGGCUGGGCUUUGUGGGGGCCACACGGCUGCUGAGGUGGCGGGUGGAGGCGGCCAGCAGGGAACCGGGGUGCCCAACCCUGGCUGUGGAUGGCGGCCUGUGUGAAGAAGAGCUGCUUCUUGGCGGUGAGGAGACGGGCAGCAUCACCUUGGGCCAGUACCUCCGGCAGCUGGCCCGCCACCGGAACUUCCUGUGGUUCGUGGGCAUGGACCUGGUGCAGGUCUUUCACUGCCACUUCAACAGCAACUUCUUCCCCCUCUUCCUGGAGCAUCUGUUGUCAGACCACAUCUCCCUCUCCACAGGCUCCUUCCUGUUGGGCAUCUCCUAUGUCGCUCCGCAUCUCAACAAUCUCUACUUCCUGCCCCUGUGCCGGCGCUGGGGCGUCUACGCUGUGGUGCACGGGCUCUUCCUGCUCAAGCUGGGCCUGAGCCUGCUCAUGCUGUGCGCUGGCCCCGACCGCCCUGGCCUGCUCUGCCUCUUCAUUGCCAGCAACCGUGUCUUCACUGAGGGCACCUGUAAGCUGUUGACCUUGGUGGUCACUGACCUGGUGGACGAGGACCUGGUGCUGAACCACCGCAAGCAGGCGGCCUCAGCGCUUCUCUUUGGCAUGGUGGCCUUGGUGACCAAGCCAGGCCAGACCUUCGCCCCGCUGCUGGGCACCUGGCUGCUGUGCUUCUACACAGGUCAUGAUCUCUUCCAGCAGCCCGCACUGACGCCUGUGGGGAGUGCCCAGCCCUGGCCAGAGCCCCCGGCUCCACCCCCACCACAGGCCCCGACGCUCCGCCAGGGCUGCUUCUACCUGCUCGUGCUGGUGCCCAUCACCUGUGCUCUGCUGCAGCUGUUCACCUGGUCCCAGUUCACGCUGUAUGGGAGACGCCUGCACGCGGUCAAAGCCCAGCGUCAGAACCUGUCACGGGCCCAAACCCUGGACGUUAAGAUGGUGUGAGGGGAGAGGCAAGGCCACCCUGCUGAGGACGCUACCUGCAGUCCUGGGCGGCCAGUCUCUUUCGCCUUCCUGGGGUGCAGCCUGGAGGACAGAUGGCGGAGUGGGAGCUCCUGGGGCUGCACAGGGAGCGUCACUGAGGUCUAAGUUCCUGCUUGGCUGUCGGGGCCCAGCUUGGGCAAGGGUUGGGGCAUUGUGCUCAGGGACCCGCUUCCUCCUGUGCGGCAGGGGGAAGAAGAGGAUCACGAAGGGAGGGGGCCCGCCCUGUGGGCACGUGGGGUUGCUGUGGGCACAGAGGCCUAUCCCCCUACCUGGCUGGGGCUGGCGCCCUAUGUGGGCUCGGAAACCACUUUGGCCUAGUCAGAGGAAACUGAGUCCCACCUGCCCCUUGCGGUGGCUUCUCUCAGAACUCUCUGCCUCAGCUGUGCGUGGAGUAGCGCGCCCUAGCUGCUGCGGGGCGCCCGCGCCCCCAGCUGGCCUCUCAGCGAUGUUCAUUUCAUCACAGCCUGAUCGAAGUCUGUCAUUUCUAUUCCCA
Molecule: messenger RNA, 2225 nt
Organism: Lipotes vexillifer (Yangtze River dolphin)
Lineage: Eukaryota; Metazoa; Chordata; Mammalia; Artiodactyla; Lipotidae
Gene: SLC68A1
Product: solute carrier family 68 member 1
Exons: 8
Coding region: 140-1693 (517 amino acids)
Source: RefSeq, a predicted model, not a curated record